UAUUGUUCUCGCUACAUUUUUACGCGUGGUUCCAGCCACGAGAGACUCUGAGCAAAAUUAUCACAUUUUUAAAGCUUCUCAGGCGAAAAAUGUGAAUUUAAAUCAAUAUUUAACACCACACAGCUCGAAGUACGUAUAUAACAGGUUGCUCACCUACCGCCAACCAGUGUACAACCAUGAACAAAACCAAGGAAAAGGCGAAAAAGGCAUCCAAAAACCUUCGUAAUGUUUUAGCUCAACCUUUGACGAUUAAUUGGCCCCGCAUACCGGAUAGUGAAGUAAAACGAUGCUCACGAUUCCUGCAAGAGGUGGAACGUAAACACAUCGUCAGCGGAUGUAACGGCGUCAUUCGAUUGCUCCAGAGGGGGCAAGUGCUAGCCUGCUUCAUACUCGACACCUUUAACCCGAAAGUAUUUGGCAAGCUAAUCAUCCAGAUGGCACGAAAGCGUAACCCUUCCGUACUGGUGCUGGCCGUGCCUUCCUUCCCGGUGGACUGCGGCCGAAACAGUACCUUUAUGGCUGUAACGAAGCUCAAAGAAAACGAACAAUCCGACGCGGUUCAAGCGUUGCUAGGCUGGAUGAAGGAUGUGUCGCUACGCAACGGAUUUAUAACGCAGAAGCAGGCCGAUGGUUCCACGAUACGGCGGAAGAAAAUGAAACCACCGCUGGCGAAGAAAAGCGCCAUCAAUGUGCCUAUGACCGAUGAGGAGGUGGCAAAGUUUUACGUCUACGGACCGGUGGAUGAGAAUAAGCAAGCCAUGAAGCGUUUUGCUCAGGACACGGAAGAUUUUAUUUCCUUUUCCGAUACGAAGAGUGAUGUGAGUGUGUCUCGCGACAAAUAUCAACAGCCAGUACAGCCGCGCACGAAAAAGUUCAAACCGGUCAAGAGUACGUACGUCCCCCUGAAGGUGAACCGCGUGCAGGGCAACCCCAAUCGUGUCGAGCACAAGAAGACCAAACAAAAGAAGAAGAAAUCAAAAAAAUAAUAAACAAAA
Messenger RNA from Anopheles merus, 995 nucleotides. RefSeq lists its product as uncharacterized. NCBI's taxonomy places the organism in Eukaryota, Metazoa, Arthropoda, Insecta, Diptera, Culicidae. The transcript is spliced from 4 exons. The record is from RefSeq and is a predicted model, not a curated record. Bases 177 to 986 code for a protein of 269 amino acids.